This is a messenger RNA of Chenopodium quinoa (quinoa), 1946 nucleotides long. RefSeq lists its product as uncharacterized. The record is from RefSeq and is a predicted model, not a curated record. The coding region runs from base 639 to 974 and encodes 111 amino acids. Lineage: Eukaryota; Viridiplantae; Streptophyta; Magnoliopsida; Caryophyllales; Amaranthaceae. The transcript is spliced from 5 exons.
GAGGAGAGAGAAAACCAUUUUCCCAAAAUUUCAUUUCGAUUAAAGGAGAGUGAGAGUGUGCGAAAAAACAAACCGGUAAAAAGUUGCCAAUUUCGCGUUGUUUGGGUUUGUAUUCAAGCAAAACUUGGAGCAUCGUCUGUGGGUUUCUAUUCAAGGAGACUGUGUGAUUGCAUUUUCGCCCUAAAUUGGUCGCGCCAUCAAAUAAAGAGGUACGAAGCAUCAAAUGUACACUGAAGCAAAUAAUGAGGACUAGAAGUGGUACACCCGCUGCUUCUUCUAGCAAACAAGCAGAACAACAAGUAGAGAGCAAGAAAAGGAAAAUGGAAGCGGUUGUUGUCGAGGAUGUUGAUGAUGAAGAUAAUGACUACUACGAAGUCUUCAGUGGAGCGGAUGAUGAUUCUAAUGAUGCAGACUAUGAGGAGGAAGUUGAAGAACAACAGUACGCUGAAGACGAUUUAUUUGGUGGUGAUUAUGAGGUGGAGUCAUAGUAUUUUGUUACUGAGCACACUGAUAAUAAGCAAAAAAUUGUUUCACAGAGACCCCCACAGAGAUCCCUACAGAGACCCCCACCACAGAAACAGACUAGAGUUGUGAGAAGAGUUCAGAGGCCCUUAGUAAUUAAAGAACAAGAUAAUACGAUGGAUGAGUUUGUUGUUGGACAACCGGGGCAGACGUUAGGUGAGUCUGCCAAGCAAAGAGGGUUGUUAGUUGCAACACAGCUGAGGAAUUGCAGCUGGAAGCCAACAAACUUCAAUUGUCGAGUCAGUGCAUUUGUUGAUCUUAUCAAGGCGAUGAAAAUAGAUGAGAAGAAAAUAGAGUUGUUGCAGGAUAGUGGGUUUGGCUCCUUGGUUAAGCUACCUUCAACGAAGAUUGAUCGCAGGUUCUGUUACUGGCUUAUGGGAAGGAUCGAUCCCGAGAAGAAGGUUCUCACUGCAGGAGAUGGAAGGGAGCUACCCUUGUGCCCUGAACAAUAAUGGAGGUGAAUUUUUGGGCUUCCUCGUGGUACAAACCAAGUUCCUGUUAAAGUAACAAAUGCAGCCAUGCAAGUGAGGGUUGAUAGGAUAGUUCAGCACUAUGGUGAGGUAAAUCCAGAUGGUACAUGUCACAUUAAGAUCCAGCAGGUCGUUGAUGAGCUGCCUUUAAUACCGAUUAACACAGAGCAUGAGAAGGAUGAAUUCAUGAAGGCGUUCUUGCUAGCGUUGUUGGGACUGCUAAUAUGUCCCACUACAAGAAAAAAGGUAAUUAGCGACGGCCAAAGUAGUCGCAAAUCCGUCGCAAAGCAAAUCCGUCGCAAAAAUGGAUUUGCGACGAAUUUGCAACUACUUUGGUUCGUUGCCAAAAACCUCGUCGCAAAUCCAUUUUUGCGACUAAUUUUUGAACAGUCGCAAAUUUAGUGACAGAUUUGCAACGCCUUUGCAACUAUCAUUUAGCGACUAACUUUCAAAUUUUAGCAACUAAAUUAUUGUCCGUCGUAAUAUAUUUGCGACGGAUUAGCAACAACAGAGAUCAACAUUUUAAGACUACUUUUGCGACGAAUUAGCGACUGCAAGACCAAAUUUUUGCGACUACGAGACUAAACUUUUGCGACUACGGAGACUAGUUUUAUUGUUACGGAUUUGCGACUAUUGAGACUAAUGUUUUUUGCGACGGAUUAGCAACUACAUACGAGACCAAAUUUUUGCGACUGCAAAACUAAUUAUUUAUGACAGAUUAGCGACUACUGAGACUAAUGAUUUUGCAACUAACCAAUUAGUCUCUAAACCAAAUUUGCAGUCGCUAAAUAUUUGCGACUAACUAUCAAUAUUUGAGACCAUAAUUAAGCGACAACCAAUAUUAAUCAAAAAGAAAAAAAGGUACCCACGCAUAAAUUCAAAUAACUAAAAUGUUAAUUUUAUUCAAAUAUCCAAAAUAUCAAUCAAUUUUUUUAUCAAUGUAUUAAAAAAAAA